GGUGACUGAGCUUCGGGCCGCGGAGACGGAGAGUGGAGGGAGAUUCAAAAUGGGGCGGACGCGACUAACACUGACAGGACAAUGACGCAGGGGGUGGAGCUCGGACGGGAUUGGCUGGCUCUGCAGAGGGAGCUACAUAACUCUCUGGAAGCCCAGAAGAGGCAGGCCGUGCUGGUGGAGAAACUACAAGCGAAGGUCAUCCAGUACAGGGAUCGCUACCAGGACCUACAGCAGAGCCUGGACCUGAGCCAGAGCCAUGAAGAAUUAGAGUUAGAAAAAGCUCUGCUGAGACUGGAGGACGAACAGCAAAGAUGUCAGAGUUUUGCCACUACGAAUGCACUGCUAAGAGAGGACCUGGAACAAACACAGCAAGCCAACACUUUGCUGGAGGAAGAUCUACAUAAGCUGACAGCAGAUUGGUCAGGAGCCAGACAAGAACUGGAGAGAAAGGAGAAAGAAUGGGAACUGGAAAAGGAGGUGUACACCAGCCGGAUACAAGGAGAGCACUCCCGCCUCCUGCGUCUGUGGACCGAGGUUGUCUCAUUUCAUCGUCUUUUUCGGGAACUGAAAACCGCAACAGAAAGAGAUUUAUCUGCCCUGCAUGCUGAUUGGACCAGAUGUUCUUGCCUUCUCCAAACUUCAUGUUCCUCCUUUAUCUCAUGGAGGUUGCAGAAGCCACACAGGGGGCCAGAACCGCCAAACUAUCUCUUAGUAAGAUGGAACCAUGGGGUGAAGUCAGUGGAGGAAUCAGAGCAAGAACCAAAGGAGCAAUCCAUAAGAUCAGAAAUGGAGCCAUCCCAACAUGAUAUGGACAGGUCACGCAUGGUGACGUUGGAAAUGGAGCUAACGUCGCUUAGAUCACAGCUCAAUACUGCAGAACAGGAAGCGAGUUUGCUGAGGUCACACCUGGAGACAUCAGGAGGGGACGUGAACUUGCUGAUAUCACAACUGGAGGCAUCAGGACAGGAAGUGUCCUUGCUGAAGACACAACUAGAGGCCACAGAACAGAAAUCGAGCUUCAUGAGGUCACAGUUCGAAAAAGGUUGCGAGGAAGCUAGCUUAAUGAGGGCACAGUUAGAAGUAGCAGAACAGGAUGCAAACACGAUGAGGUCGCAACUAGGGAGAACAGGACAGGAAUUGAACUUGUUGAGGGCAAACCUUGAAGAAGCAAAGCAGGAAGCAAGCUUACUUAGGUUGCAACUGGACAAAGCACAGGAAGCGGGAAAUUUAGAUUCAUUGAAGUCACAGUUGGAGCUUUCAAAGCUGGAAAGUAAAUCAUUAACAUCUCUUGCUGAAGCAUCAGAGCAAGAAGUAAAUUCAAUGAGGUCACGGCUGGAGUCGUCGUAUCAGGAAGUGAAUUUGCUGAAGUUAAAACUUGAGUCCUCUCUACAUGAAUUAGAGUCAAGCAGGCACCAUAGUGAUGAGCUGGAGCAGAAAUUGCUCUCCGUCAAGUCACAGUUGGAUGGCUGCUUUAAGGAGGUGGAGUCUCUAAGGUCAUGUCUGAAGGGGUGUGAGGCAGAGGAGAAGUCUCGCUUACAUCACAUGAAGCAAGAGCUGCAAGAAAGGCACCAACAAUUGCUUGACGCUGUUGUGUCAGAACGCUCAGAUCUUCACCAUGAUGUUGUGUUGCUACGUGAGGAACUGCUGCGCACUCGUCUGGAGUUUGACUUGUCCCGUGAUGAAAACUCUGGUCUACAGAAUGCUCUUCACAAGGCAGAGAAGAGGAUUGCUGAUCUACUUGUAGAGCAAAACCAUCAGAAGAAGGAUUUAGAAGAUCUUCAAGAUGCCGUGACUAAGAUGGGAGACCUAAAUCAAGCAUUGUCUUUGGAUAAAGUGGAACUGAACAGCCUGCUGCAGCAAAAGGAGAAAGAGACAGAGUCUAUUAGGGAGAUGCUGCAGGAUUUAGAGAGAGAGCUAAUCUCAGCCCGCCAGCACCUGCAGGGGUGCGAAACAGAACACGAGCAGCAGAGGACAGAGACAGCCAAGAGAAAGCUCCUACUGCAAAACAGCGAGAUGGCCAGAGAGACCCUGGAAGCAGAACUGAGAUACAUGCAGGCAGAGAGAGACAGACUUCAGGCUGAACUCAGACUGACGAGAAACAGCUUGGAGAUGGAGCAGGGCAGAUUGUAUCAGGAUGCCGAGACUCUGAAUCGGGAGAAGUCUACGCUUAGUCUGCAUUUGGAGGUUACAGCGAGAGAGAGUCACGACCUGAAGGAGAAACUCGGCGAUGUCCAGUCUGUGAAGGAGUCUCUUGAGAGUGCCCUCUUUACCGCACAGGAACUGAACUCUCAGUUGGAGAUUAAGUGCAGUCAGCUGGAGAUGGAGGUUGCAGUGGUCACUCAGUCCAAGAAGACAGUGCAAGAUGAAGCUACUCUGCUACAUGCUGAACAGGAGACAUCCCAGGAUAGAAUUCGUGUACUGUCCCAGAGACUGUCUGACCUGGAAGAGGAGUACCAGAUAGAGAAGGCCAAAGGAGAACAACUCAAAAUCAUGCAGAAAGAAUUGGAUACAGUAAAAAGACUUCUAGAAGAAGAAAGGUCAACGCGACAGACUGCCGAAGAACGAGUUCAGAAACUGGAAGAGGAGGGACGGGUGGCAGAACUUCUCCAGGCUAAGCUUGAAAGAGUGAAUGACUCCCUGAGACAGCUGGAGACUGAAUCUUCUGAGCUCAGAGAGACUCUUCAAAAGAUCCAGUGCGAUAAAGAAAACGCCUUGGAAACGUUGGAGCGCCAACAGCUACUCACGAACGAACUGGACCGUGAAAUGGAAAUUUUAAAACAGACUUUAAAAGAGUGUCAGGAAGAAAAAGAGAGCGCUCUGGCAACCUUGUCGGAUUAUGGUGUCCAACUAAAAGAGAGAGAUAAGCAAAUUAGGGAGCUUAGAGGAAAUAUCCAAGAGUGCAGUGAAGAGAAGGAGACUGCUUUGACAUCUGCAGCAGAACUCCGUGUGGUGGUGCAAGAAAGAGAUCGUGAAAUCAAGACACUGAAAGACACAGUGCUACUGUUCCAGCAGGAGAGAGAGACAGCUGCUAAUGACUUACAAGAGCAAAUCCAAAGUACUACAGAGACAGAAGAGCAAAUGUCUUUUCUAGCUAAAAGCCUGGAAGAGAGUGAAAGUUUGAAAGAGAGUGCCCUGAGAGCAGAAGAAAGAUGCCGUCUGCUUGUCACAGAGAGAGACCAACAAAUUCACACUUUGAAUGAGAAUCUUAGACUCUCUGAUGUAGAAAAGGAGAAACUUUUGCAGCAACUUUCUGCCGCAGCUUUAGAGUCAGUGCAGGAGCAUUCAGCACUACUAGAACGUCUCCGGCAAUGCCAAGUAGAACAGGAGGCCGUGGUUAAUGCUCUGCAGCAAACUUUAGGAGAGCGGGAUAAAGAAAUCAAAAAAUUAGAAGACAGCAUGAAAGAGAAACAAAUUGAAACAGCGAAGCUGACAGAGAAAUUAGCACAGCAAACUCUAUCUAUAGAAGAAAGGGACUCUCUGAUCGAGUCUCUACGAGUCAGACUUGUGGAGUGUGAAUCUGAGAAAGAUGAUCUGUCGCUUUCAAAAAGGCAAUGUGAGCAGAACCUGGCAUCAUUAAAGGAAACCCUUCAUGAGUGCUGUGAGGACAAGGAGAGGUACGUCUGCUUAGUGCAGUCCCAGAAUGAGAAGGUACAAGAAAGAAACAAUGAAAUAGAAAUUCUGAAAGGGACUGUCUUCUCUGCCCAAAAGGAAAAAGAAACUCUUCUCUGUGAUUUGAAGGCACGGGAGAGCUCCUUAAAAGAAAAAGACGCUGCUUAUGCAUCUCUACAAGAGACUCUGCAGGAGAGCCAGCAGACAAGGGAAGGUCUGGUGCAGACUAUUGAACAGCAAGAAAACAAUAUAAUGUCCUUGAAAGAGAACUUAGAGGAAAGCAAGAAAAAGUGGUCCAGUGCACAAACAACAAUUGUGAGCUUGGAAUCUCAAAUAGCGUCCAUACAGAGACAGACUAGGAUAGAGGAAGAGCGACUGAGAGAAAAAAUAAUGGAACACGUUCAAACCCUGAAAAAAAAAGAGGAGGAAAUUGAAGUGUUGGAGAAACAAACCCAGAGAGAUCGCAGGAGUCAAAAUGAUAAGCUGGAAGAGCUGUCACACACCGUCAAAGAGAAUGAAAUGGAGAUGCAAAAUCUUAAGAGAGAGAACAAAGAGUUGCAAAGCAGACUUUCUGAAGCUCUGGAAGAGAGAGAAAAAUUGGAAAAACGAAUGGGGAGUGACAUCAAGACUUUGAGAGACCAAGUGCAAGAACAUUUACAGUCAGUGUUGGAAAAGGAGGUUGAGUCAGAGGAAAAGAGGUUGCAAUUUGAAAAAGAAAGCAGGGCCAUGGCAGAAAAUAUCAAAGAACUUUUGCAGCUCCUAAAAGAAAAGGACAUUCAGGAACAACAGAAUGAGGAGUGUAUAGUAGACCUAAAGAGACAAAUACAAGACUUUCAGUGUGUUCUACAAGAGAAGGAGAGAGAGGCAGAAAAGGAGAAGAUCCAGAACAGUAACGACGUUAUGACACUAAAACAAAGAGUUGCAGAAUUUUCCCAAGUACUGACUGAGAGAGAGAUUCAAGGUGAAGAGAAACAAGGACACAUAAAUGCUCUGAAAAAGCGAAUAGAUAUACUUACCCAGGAGCUAGCCGAUAAGAACAGUGUUGCAUCAAAAGCAGAAGAGGAGAGGAAAGCAGUGCUGGAUUGGUUGAGUGAGCUUUCUCUGUCCUUUAUUGGGGACAUCUGGAAAGGACAAGAUCAAAGCCAAUCUCUAACAGAGCAAUUAGAAUUCGUUCAGAAAGUGCUGAAAGAAAAGGAAUGUCAAAGAGAAGAAGAGAAAAGGGAGAGAGACAAAUUGAUAAAAAGAGUUUCACAUUUGACUGAGGCUUUCAAAGACAAAAAACAAGAGUUGGAUGAGGCAGGAGCCAAGGUGAGAUCUUUCAAAGAAAAUAUAGAAGAACUUGUAUUAAAAGAAGAAGAGGUGAAACAUAUGGUAGUACAGAAUGAACAAGAAAAGUUAUCUUUAAAGCAAAGUGUGUCUCAGCUGUCCCAGGAAUUAACAGAUAAGGAAAAGGAGAUGCAAGUGAAAGAACUCGAUCUGAAAUAUCUGAGAGAAGAGAUGGCAGACCUUAGACAAACUUUGAUGAGCAGGGAUCUGGACACCAGCGAGAAGGAAAAAGUUAUGGAGGAAGACAAAACAGCUCUAACACAAAGAAUAUCGGAACUCUCUCAAGCUUUAAGGAAAAGAGAAAGAGAAUUAGAAGACAAAGAACUUGAGAAAGAAACUUUCAAAACUAAGGUAGCAAAACUUGGACAAGAGCUGCAAAACAAAGAGCAAGACAUGAAAGAGAAGGCAAGAGAAAAUGAACAAGAAAAGACAUUCUUGAGGCAAAGAAUCACAGACCUUUCACAGUCUAUCAAGGACGUGAAGCAAGAAGUGGAGAUUAAGAAUGUUGAGGUGGCCUUACUAAGAGAGAAGAUAGAAAAGCUUGAAGGAAAUGUCCUAGACCAAGAAAGGGAACUGGCAGAGAAGGACACCAAGAUGGCGGAAGAUCAAAAAUGUCAUAAACAGAGAUUUACAGAACUUCACCAGUCUUUAAUACAGAAGAAAAUAGAAGAAAAAGAGAAAGAAUUGAAGAUGAAAACAUUGAAAGAAAAGAUAGAAGAACUGAGGCAAGCUUUACUUGACAAGGAAAAGGAGGUUCAGGAAAAAGAGAGGCAAAGCGAAGAAGGAAAAAACACCCUGCACGAGAGAAUAACAGAACUUUCCCGGUCUCUAACGCAGAAGGAGAGAGAAGCAGAUGAAGUCAAGUUUGAAAUGAUGUCUCUAAGAGACAAGGUGGAAGAAUUCAGAUUAGUACUAGUAGAAAAAGAGCAAGAUAUAAACCAAGGGGAGGAAGAAAAGAGAACCCUGAAGAAAAGGAUAAGAGACAUUUCUCAGUCUCUCGCAGAAAAGGAGCAAGACACAGCAGAAACAAAACUGGAGGUACAAUAUGAGGAACAAAAGAGGGCUUUGCAGCAGAAAGCAAAAGACGUAACCCAGACUCUACUUAAGAAGGAGAGAGAAGCCAGUCAGCACGCACAAGAUAUGAAAUCUCUUAGAGAAGAGGUUGGAAAACUCAAAAAUAUCAUAGCAGAAAAAGAUCGAGUAUUAGAACAAGUGAAGAGACAGAAUGAAGGAGAUAAGAGGUCUCUGCAGCAGCGACUGAAUGACCUUUCUCGGGCUGUUUUUGAGAAGGAGCAAGUAGCUGAGGAUUCAAAACAUGAAAUAAAAGCCCUACAAGAUAACGUAGCAGAGCUUAAACUAUCCCUGUUCAGUAAAGAAAAACAGGAACUUGCAAAAGAAAGGGACAAUGAAGAGUUAAAGAGAGCAUGGAGUCAGAGAGUGAUGGAACUAUCACAUGCCUUACUGGAGAAAGAUGGACAAGCCGAUGAUGCUAAUAAGGAGAUGAAGUCCUUCAGAAAUAGAAUAGAGGAACUGAGACAAGCUCUGACAAAUAAAGAAAAGGAGAUUAAAGAGUUGUCAGGAAGGUGGGAACGUGAGAAUAAUUCGCUGAGGCACAAAGUAGCAGAACUUUCUCAGACCCUAAUAGAGAAAGACCGAGACUCCCAUAAGAUGAAGAAUGCAAUAAAAUCCAUGAAAGAGGCCGAUGAAAAAACUGGACAGGUUCUGAACGAUAGAGAACAGGAGCUCAAUGACAAAGAAAGAUUUACUGAGGAGGUAAAGACAGAACUCAGACGUGUACUAGCAGAACGUUCGCAGGCUCUUGCGGAAAAGGAGAAACAAACAGCAGUGAUGGAACAAGAGUUAAAAGUUAGGGGUGAGCAGAUUGAAGCUCUUAGACAGGUCUUGCUUAAUAAAGAUCAGGAAAUGAGCCUGAAAGAGACAAAGUAUGAAGAAGAAAGACUGUACCUGAGACAAAAAGUAGUAGAUCUUUCUCAGGCAAGGUCAGAAAAAGAGAGGCAGGCAGAGGUGACCAAUGCAAAGAAUAACUCCUUAAAAGAGGAGAUAAAAGAAUUACAACAAGUUCUCAUGUACAAAGAUCUAGAGAUGGAGCAGAAAGUGAGACAUGACGAGGAGGAGAACUAUCUCAGGAAAAGAAUAAUGGAACUUUCCCAAAUUCUAGAGGUAAAGGAAGGUGUGAUAAGAGAGGGCGACGUUAAAGACAGACAGGAGCAUGUUGCAGGAAAAAUAGAAAUAAACCCAGAAGAAUUAUUUUCAAGGGCAAGUCCUAACAGUGAAUGGAAAGCACCAGAACAUUUUGCAGGGACCAAACUAGAACAAGAACAAUUAGCGAGUGACAGAGGAACACAAUUUCUGGGUGGGAACAGAAAGGACUCGGACAACCAGCAUGGGGAAAUCAAAGAAGAAGGAAUGAAUACUCAGUACAAAAACGAGGAUAUAAGAAUACACGAGCUGAAAGAAGAAAUUAAAGCUCUUUAUCGUGAAAGAGAAGAAUCUAUCAAGAGAGAGUUGAUGCUGAGACAGAGGUUUGAAAAAACAAAAACUGCGCUAAGACAGAUGGAGGCUGAUGAAAUCUCUAGGAGGCAGAGUUCUCAGGAAAUGGAAGCUGGGAAGACCAAUAGGAAGAUAUUGACAACUGCAGACACAGAGCCUACAGCAGGUAGUGAAAGUCUGCAGAGGAGGCUGGAGGUCCUGCACGAAAUGGUGGCACGACUGGAGAAUGAUAAAAGCUCCCUGGAGACUCAUACUCGGAAGCUGAGUGAGACCCUACAGGAAGUUGAGAGUGAGCGGAGGAGUCUUCGGAGGGAGUUAAACAAGAUAAGCGGCCUGUCAUCUCAGUGCUCUAGAGACGAGACUCGAGAGGUCCAGGACAUCAGCGAUUCCUCCACAAACCAGCUGAGGGUGUCAGAGCUACAGAGGCAGGUCUCUCUACUGAAAUCUCAGCUUGAUGAAGAGCGCACUCACCGCUCGCGUUACAUUCAGCGCUGUUCGCGCACUACAGAUGACCUGAUGAACCUCCGAUACGAUCUUACUCACUCGCUGGCUGCAGUGACUUCUGAUACGCGACCUCAGGUACUAGAGAGAGAGACAAUUCGACUGGAUGACACGCUGAACCGCAGCCGCAGCCUCCCCAAUACCUGA
Messenger RNA from Nanorana parkeri, 8094 nucleotides. RefSeq names its product centrosome-associated protein CEP250-like. NCBI's taxonomy places the organism in Eukaryota, Metazoa, Chordata, Amphibia, Anura, Dicroglossidae. The record is from RefSeq and is a predicted model, not a curated record. Gene Ontology annotation, biological process: cilium assembly. The transcript is spliced from 19 exons. The coding region runs from base 82 to 8094 and encodes 2670 amino acids.